UAUCAGUUAUGGAGAGUGUAAUUGGCAUGAACGGAACGCCGUAUUAUGGAUUCAAUAAUUGCGGGAUUCUUUACGCACCUUCCGAGCAAAAUAACUCGGCUCUUGCCGCACAGCGCGCGCUGGAAAUCUACAAUCUGAGAGCAAGGAACGCCCAGAUCGAGUCGGGCAGCCAACAACAGGUCAACUUCGCUCAUCCGAGCCAGAAACGUGAAAGGAAAAUGCAGCCAAAUCGGUCGCGAACUUUGUACAACAAACGAAUGCUCGUGAACGCCCGAGAGAGGGAACGCAUGAAGACUUUGAACAAGGGAUUCGAAAAUCUACGAAACGCCCUUCCGUGCUACAUCGCUGACGGUCACAUUUCGAAAAUUACGACCCUGCGUCUUGCGAUAAACUACAUUAGGACACUCAGUGCUGUCUUGCAGGACGCGUCCAACUCUGAGACGCAGACUUUGGUGACAGAGCAACAAGCUUGCGGAGAAAGAUCCUUGAAUCUGUUGAAGACCACUGACGGUACUAGUGUUUUGCCAAGACCCGUCACCGAGCCCAACGAAGGAGGACAGAACACGUACGCCGCCAGUUCACAAGUUUCCUCUGUUUUAGCGGCUACGAAAAUACAGGCAUGUCCGUAGAAGAUGGCGUUAAAAAGAGAUGUGUGUGGAUAUCCAAACCUCAUGUGCCAUGCCAAGAUCUUACCAGACCUUACAAAUAUCGCAUCAAAGAACUUCGUUUUUGGAGGACUUCUGUGUCUUGGAUAAGGAACCUGUAAAUUACCCCCCAUAUAUAAUAAACUAGCAUGCAAUAUGACAGUUAAAGGACAAUCUAAAUAUAGGUUUUCCUAAAUCUAGAAACUUCUCCUGUGUUUCUGUGUAUAAAUGGAACAAUUAUAUAUGUAAAAUGCGACUGCCCUUAAUUUAAAACACAGAUACCAGAGCGCUUUGUAUAAAAACUAAAAGCGUGUAUGAGAUUUAAUUCUUUGAAAGAAAUUAUUUUAAAAGUGUGUAUAGUUCUAUAAAAUGUGUUGAGACAUACCAGUUCUAGAGAUGUAGAAAGUGUAUUAGACGAACUGUGCCAAGUUUAUUAAUAUAUUAAAAUGCUAAUAAAUUAUGUUUGCGAAUGAUCCGUAUAAAAAAAUAAACUUUCAAAUGCAAUUCUUCUAAGCCCUCAACUU
Messenger RNA from Dendronephthya gigantea, 1168 nucleotides. RefSeq names its product neurogenic differentiation factor 4-like. The transcript has a single exon. Bases 9 to 629 code for a protein of 206 amino acids. Lineage: Eukaryota; Metazoa; Cnidaria; Anthozoa; Malacalcyonacea; Nephtheidae. Gene Ontology annotation, molecular function: protein dimerization activity. The record is from RefSeq and is a predicted model, not a curated record.